This is a messenger RNA of Alosa sapidissima (American shad), 1345 nucleotides long. Its product is annotated as protein TRACHEARY ELEMENT DIFFERENTIATION-RELATED 7A-like. NCBI's taxonomy places the organism in Eukaryota, Metazoa, Chordata, Actinopteri, Clupeiformes, Clupeidae. The transcript is spliced from 2 exons. Bases 1 to 579 code for a protein of 192 amino acids. The record is from RefSeq and is a predicted model, not a curated record.
AUGAAGGAAACUCUGUGGGUUUUUAUUUCCUCUUUCCCUUGCCCCAGCAUUCCCACCGCAUCCUUCCUCCUGCUCCUCAGUUGCCCCCGCAUUCCCACCGCAUCCUUCCUCCUGCUCCUCAGUUGCCCCCGCAUUCCCACCGCAUCCUUCCUCCUGCUCCUCAGUUGCCCCCGCAAUUCCCACCGCAUCCUUCCUCCUGCUCGUCAGUUGCCCCCGCAUUCCCACCGCAUCCUUCCUCCUGCUCCUCAGUUGCCCCAGCAUUCCCACCGCAUCCUUCCUCCUGCUCCUCAGUUGCCCCCGCAUUCCCACCGCAUCCUUCCUCCUGCUCCUCAGUUGCCCCCGCAUUCCCACCGCAUCCUUCCUCCUGCUCCUCAGUUGCCCCCGCAUCCUUCCUCCUGCUCCUCAGUUGCCCCCGCAUUCCCACCGCAUCCUUCCUCCUGCUCCUCAGUUGCCCCCUGCAUCCUUCCUCCUGCUCCUCAGUUGCCCCCGCAUUCCCACCGCAUCCUUCCUCCUGCUCCUCAGUUGCCCCAGCAUUCCCACCGCAUCCCUCGUUCCCAUGACUGCCCAAACUUGGCUUGAUCCCGUGUAAUUUAUUUAGCGUAAAACUGCUUUUUGUAUUCAUCAGUGGUUUGUAUUGAUGAUGAUGAUGAUGAUGAUGAUGAUGUAUAGUUUCCAAGUGAUGUACAUGUGUACGUAUGUCUGCAAACAGUCACAGUUGUUGUGAACAUAUAGGCCUGCCUAAUAUGAGAAGAAAGCUUGUGCAGCUUUUCCCACUCACCUCCACUAGAGGGAGCAUGUGUGCAGGUUUUGACUGCUCCUGUCAGAACAGAGUAGCUUUUCUCUUGUAGAAGUGUGUGGGUUUCCUGACAUCACUGUAAAUAGAUGCUACAUGUACAUUCAUACACACUACACUUUCACUGUGCUGGGAUGCUGUUAUCCUUUUAUUUUGUCAAGCCUACAUCAAAGACGUACAAAAAUGUUAACACCAUUUCAAGGUGCUGAUUUAUUUUUUACCUUUUUUGUAUUUCCAUGUAGGCUACAAAACAGAAAAAUCUGAUCUAAGAAAUAUUCUCAGAUGUAAUGGACAGAAAAUGGCAUUGUGAAUCUUUUCUAAAGAAUUCAGUAUAGAAAUAGUCGAGUCAGUCUUGUGGAAAUAUGGGCUGAACUGAGACAAAAUUUCUCUCCUCUGAGCUGGGCAUAUGACCUUCAACCUUUGGCUGACCUUUGAUUGUCCAGGAUUAAGUGCGUCUCCAUGGCUACAUUGGAAGUGUACAUCGGUCACGUUGACUUCAUUUACUCUGUUCCUCUGACAUAUCUGUCCAUCUGGGAUACAGCCCCCCCCCCC